AUGGCCCUCGACAUGUGGACCCACGAGUUCUGCCUCGCCUGCGACCGACAAGUCCAGGUCGACGGCGACGCCUACUGCUCCGAAGCGUGCAGAAUGGCCGACUUCGAAAAGACCCCCUCUACACCCAGCUCGCAGGCCAGCUCGCCCGGCUUCUCUCCAGUCUGCUACGCCUCCUCAGGCAGCCUCUCCAGCCGACCUGCGCCCACCAAGUUCUACCUGCCUCCCGCCUACGACUUCAAUCGAGCCCAGCCCUACGGCUCAACACCUCGGACGUCUGCUUCCUUCAGCGGCUACACCUCCGACAUGUCGCCCGCGUCGACACACCGGGGCCUGACGCCCUCGAGCUCACACAGCAGCCUCUGCUCUAUGCAGAGCGUGUCCUCCACCGCCGAGUCCAGCCAGCUGUCAGACAAGGCACGCAAGGAGCUGCGAGCAUACGCCGUUUCCUUUGAGCAGGUCAGACUGCAGCGCCGGCGAUCAUACUAA
Trichoderma reesei QM6a is the source of this 486-nucleotide messenger RNA. RefSeq lists its product as uncharacterized. Lineage: Eukaryota; Fungi; Ascomycota; Sordariomycetes; Hypocreales; Hypocreaceae. The record is from RefSeq and is a predicted model, not a curated record. The transcript has a single exon. Bases 1 to 486 code for a protein of 161 amino acids.